GGUAGCUGUGCGGUCGUGUCCUCGCUCAAUCCAUGUGAAAACGAAUUAAUAUAAGUGCGAAAAAAAAAAACGAACAAAAGACUUGAUUAGCAGUAGUGCCUUGCUGAGUUUUUGUUAUGUGAUUUUCUGUGUCAUCAAAGUUCAGAGAGUCUGCAAAAAUGACGGUUUCGGCAACUAACCCCCAAUCGGUCAUCGAAGUAAUCGAAAAUAAAGUACGGUCAGACGUCUCGCAAGCAUCAGGAUGCAGAGCCAUGUACGCGUGGUGCUAUGAGUGGAGACAAAUCGUAUCGGAGUUUAUUUCCACGUUGCUGCUUCUCGUGUUUGGGUGCAUGGCAUGUAUACCGCACGCUGGAUAUUUACCUCAACCACCAAUAUACGGAGCACUAGGGUUCGGUUUGGUAGUCUCGUUUAAUGUCCAAAUAUUUGGACAUAUAUCUGGAGCGCACAUGAACCCGUCCGUCACACUGGCCUCGCUGAUAUGGGGCGCGAUAUCGUUUCCGCUGGCUAUUGCGUUUAUAGUAGCACAAUGCGCAGGAGCGAUUUUAGGAUACGGAUUGUUAAUAGCUGUUUCGCACAUAGACAUGGAUGGGGUCUGUAUGACGUUACCACGUACGGAAAUUACAUUGUUUCAAGCUUUAAUCGUCGAAGCAGUUUUGACUGCGGCUCUUUCAUUUUUGAACUGCGCCUGCUGGGAUCCCGUCAACAAGAACAAACAGGACUCCGUUCCGGUUAAGUUUGGUUUGGCUAUUGCGGGAUUAUCGAUAGCUGGAGGGCCACUAACCGGCGCCAGUAUGAAUCCCGCGAGGUCCUUGGGCCCGGCUUUGUGGACGGGUAUUUGGACAGGUCACUGGGUUUACUGGGUUGGACCACUAGUGGGGUCUGCAAUCGCUGCUGUAUUUUAUCUUUUCGUUUGGUUGAAAAAAGAAGACACUCCCUGAUUCAUUAUCGAAUUACGACUGUGUCAUAUUAUAAUGUGAUGACUUUCAGUUUACGUGCUAUUUUAAAAGUGUUUUCGGCUUUAUAAAGCUCGACAGAUGUUUUCACAAUGACUAAAAUGCUCUGUACGUGUAUUUGUUGAGUGAAAAUUAGUGUACUGUGCCAAAAACCGUAACUAAAAGUACUUCAGAGUUUAUUUGUUUCAUUUUACGUUACAGAAAUGUUUUCUAAAUGAAUAUUAUAAAUUAUAACUCUAGUCUCUUUAGAAAAAAUGCCAUUCACAUUGCUCUAUUAUUUUUAAUUUGCGAAAAAAAAAUUGUACAUAUCAAAAUAGUGAAACCUAUAAUUAAAUGUAUAUACACAAA
Bombyx mandarina (wild silkworm) is the source of this 1301-nucleotide messenger RNA. Its product is annotated as aquaporin. Gene Ontology annotation, biological process: transmembrane transport. Lineage: Eukaryota; Metazoa; Arthropoda; Insecta; Lepidoptera; Bombycidae. The record is from RefSeq and is a predicted model, not a curated record. Gene Ontology annotation, molecular function: channel activity. Gene Ontology annotation, cellular component: plasma membrane.